Messenger RNA from Rhizopus microsporus ATCC 52813, 3852 nucleotides. RefSeq lists its product as uncharacterized. Gene Ontology annotation, molecular function: transcription corepressor activity. Gene Ontology annotation, cellular component: chromatin; Sin3-type complex. The coding region runs from base 1 to 3852 and encodes 1283 amino acids. Lineage: Eukaryota; Fungi; Mucoromycota; Mucoromycetes; Mucorales; Rhizopodaceae. The record is from RefSeq and is a predicted model, not a curated record. Gene Ontology annotation, biological process: negative regulation of transcription by RNA polymerase II. The transcript is spliced from 10 exons.
AUGUCUUCGCCUAUUCAACCUCCUCCAAAUAUACGGUCUCCUUCGGGUACUUCUCAGACAACAGCAGCAGCAACCUCUGUAGGAGCAACGGCAACAGCAGCAGUGGUAUCUCCAUAUGCUCAUCAUCUCCCACCUCCCAAUUUACCACCUGCUAAUACAGCAACUGCAAACGGAGCUUUGCCUCCACCACCCAGGGUAACAGAAUUACCUUCUAUUCUCUCUCCUCCGCACGGCGCUUCACCUUCGGCAUUUAGUAAUUCAGCACAACAGCAAUCUCAAGUACAACAACCACACACAACUCUACCACCACCUAGUUCACUUGCGUCAGAAUCUACCGUCCUACCUUUACCACCACCAUUAAUCCCAUCGCGUACAUCAACCCCUCCUUUCACAGAACGUAGACCUAGUAUUGCCCGUACCCCAGCUAAUCCACCUCCCCCUCCACCUUCUCAACCGGCAGCACCCCCAGCAACACAACAACAACAGCAACAAGCAAGCUCUCCUCAAAGUGGAGGAUAUAGGCCACUGAACGUGCGAGACGCAUUGACCUAUCUUGAUCAAGUCAAGGUGCGAUUUUCUGACCAGCCGGAUGUUUAUAACCGAUUCUUGGAUAUCAUGAAAGAUUUUAAGAGCCAAACCAUUGAUACGCCAGGCGUGAUUGAACGCGUCUCUGCACUAUUCAAAGGCCACCCAACACUCAUUUCUGGUUUCAAUACGUUUUUACCACCAGGUUAUCGCAUCGAGUGUUCUACGGAUCCUCGUGAGCCUGAUCUGAUUACAGUCACAACACCCAGCGGCGUUACAACGACAACAGGGCGACGAUUGCCAGAUCAAGAGCAUCAUUUCCCCCAUGCACAUCAUCCUCACGUUCCUCCACCACAGGCUUAUUAUCCUUAUAGUCAGAUGCAUCAUCCAUUACCUGUACCUCCUCCCAAUACAGCCGUCCCACCACAAAAUUUGAUGCCUCCUUAUCGUUCAGCCGUUAUGCCACCACCACCGACAGUGCCUCCCAUACCGCAUCACCAUCAACAGCAGCAGUCAUUACCUCCACAACAACAACAAACUAUGCCAUCGCAGCCAAUGAUGGUUCCUCCACGUCACGCGAGUCCUUCACGACAAUCUGUUGUAGAUGAUGACGAAUCACCUCUGGAAUUCAAUCAUGCAAUCAACUAUGUCAACAGAAUCAAGACUCGAUUUGCACAUGAUCCAGAUACUUAUAAACAAUUCUUGGAAAUUCUUCAAACGUAUCAAAAGGACAAUCGACCUAUUCAAGAAGUCUAUGCUCAUGUUCAAUAUCUGUUCAAUGGUGCACCUGACCUAUUAGACGAGUUCAAACAAUUUUUGCCUGAUUUCACAGGACAAUCAGCAGGCAGUCUAUUUGACUCAAUAUCACACAGUGGGUCUAAACGAAGUGUUGGCACAGGUGGUUCAGUAUCUCAAAGUAUGCUUCCACCCGGUAAAAAGAAGCGAACGAAUAAUAUGAUCAAGAGGCCUAAAUACAAGUCAGACGUAGACCCAUUUAGCUUUUCGAAUUUUGAUCCCGCAAGGCCAUCCGUGUCAACAGAAGAGAUUGAGUUAUUUGAACGUAUACGUAAGCACAUUGGUAACAAACCAUCCUAUGAAGAGUUCCUCAAGACCUUAAACUUGUACACACAACAAAUUGUGGAUAUGGAUACACUGGUCGAUCAGGUGUCUAUUUUUAUUGGUAACAAUCAAGAACUGUUUGAAUGGUUCAAGAAUAUGAUUGGAUACGAGCCGAGAGAGAAGCCUAUUGAAAAGCCGACGACAAUCAUACCCAAACCAGACCUGAAUCUUUGCAAGACGACAGGAAAUCCCCAUGAGAGUCCUAGUUAUCGUAUCGUACCCAAGGAAUGGCAGAAUCAACCAUGCUCAGGUCGUGAUCAGCUAUGUUGGGAGGUGCUGAAUGAUGAGUAUGUGUCGCACCCUAUCUGGGCAAGUGAGGAGGACGGAUUUGUGGCGAGUAAGAAGAGUCAGUACGAAGAAGCAAUGCAUCGUUGUGAAGAAGAGCGAUAUGAUUAUAAUAUGAACAUUGACGCCAAUUUGAAUGUGAUUGCGUUAUUAGAGCCCAUUGCUCACAAGAUUGAACAGAUGACGCCAGAAGAAAAAAAUAACUUUAAGCUGAAGCCAGGAUUGGGAGGUCAAUCAGUCAGUAUAUAUGAAAGGAUCAUCAAGAAGAUAUAUGAUAAAGAAAGAGGAAGCGAGAUCAUCGAGUUACUCUAUUCUAAUCCAGCGCAGGUGGUGCCUAUCUUACUAAAGAGGUUGAAGCAAAAGGACGAAGAGUGGAAGCGAGCACAACGAGAAUGGAAUAAAAUAUGGAGAGAGCAGGACGCAAAGAACUUUUAUAGAUCACUAGAUUAUCAAGGCAUUACGUUCAAAAGUAAUGAUAGGAAGGCAAUGGCGCCAAAAUCCUUGGUCAAUGAAAUCGAAAGUCUGUUUCAAAAGAACAGCAGUAAAAAGAAGAACAACAGCGACUGUCAAUUCAAAUUUGAAUUCAAGGAUCAGGGCGUGUUCAAGGAUUGUACAAGAAUCAUUUAUUCAUUUAUUGACAGACAGUCUGGUUAUACAAACAGCGACAGAGAAAAGAUACGCCUGUUUAUCGAAUCGUUCAUCCCUCUUUGCUUUCAAGUCGACAGUUCCAUUAUUUAUGAGCAUACUGUGGAUGAUAACCAGGAUGAAGAUGAAGACGGUGAUAAUGACGAUGAUCAAGCCAGUGUGAACACAACUGACUCUGUUGACAAAUCAAGGAAAUCGUCUACUCCUACCAAAAAGGCAGAGGAUGACCAUACCAUCGAAUCCUUACGUGAAAUUCUGACACAGGCUGUAGCAAGCCGUAGCACAAACCUAUUAGACGCUGCAGCUGUAGCUAUUGCUCCUGAUCAGACAAAGAGAAGCUUUUAUACAUUCUUUUGUAACACGGCCUUUUACUGCUUCUUCAGGCUAUAUCAAAUGCUUUAUGAAAGAUUAGACAGACUAAAAGCUAUGGAUGAUACGAUGCGAAAGAAUCCUAGUAUGGGUAAACGUGUGAAUAAAGUAGCUCUUGACCUUGGAUUAUAUAGUACGCGUUACGAUGACAUUGAUCUCUCCAAAGGUUACUAUCAAGCUAUCUUGGAAUUGAUUGAUAAGUUCUUUGAUGGUGAUAUUGAUCAAACACUAUUUGAAGAAUAUACUCGUUAUGUCUUUGUGACUGACGCGUAUCUGCUGUUUACAAUUGACAAGUUAGUUCAUACAAUGAUUAAGCAGAUACAAACUAUUAUUACUGACUCAAAAUCUCUUGAAUUGAUUCGAUUAUUCAAAUGGGACAAAGGACUGGAAUCUAUGUCACCUAGAUCAUUAGCUAUUUAUCGUUUAAGGGCUGAAGAUAUUGCUGGUUCAUCAGAUAACCUGUUUAAAAUUAAUUUUAAUAAUGAAUCUCAAUACAUAACUAUUCAAUUAAUUGGUAAAGAUGACUACAUGAUGGAGCCAACAGCCGAAGACAAGUAUGAGGAUUAUGUUGCAAGCUAUAUGGACUGGCUUAAUGUAACUGAUGGUAUUGAUCUUUCCAAGACAAAGAAAUCAUUUUUGCGCCGAAAUUUGAGACCACAGGAUGAACACUUGAAUAGAAUCUUCGUGCGAUCUAAACUUCAAUACAAGAUUGAUCAAAGUAGCUACCACAUGUAUUAUAUCGUUGGCUCAGAAGAUGUCUUUAUUCGCCCUCAACCAAAGAAAGAAAGAGAACGAGCAUCCAAUUGGGAAAAAUGGCUAUCAUCUCCUACCACAGGUUGGUCAAAAGGCUUAGAUGAAGAAACACGUACUCUGAUGGAAAGAGAAGCAAAAGUUUUAUUUAAACAAUAA